AUGAUCUCCACAAACCAAGACCCUCUUCCCACCCACACCCAUUUCUCCAUCAUGCUCAAACUCCUCAACAAAAAUCUCCGUCGCUUCCUCUCCCAUCUCCGCUGUCCAAUUCACCCUCGCUCAAAGUCCAAAGUAACAAUCGUAAUCGACAAAUUAAGCAACCACGACCCGAAAUCUCAAAACGAAACAAGCACAAAUUUGUCAUCAUCAGUUCAUCCAAAAACCCAACCGGGUAUCCCAAAACCCGAGAAACGAAUCCGGGUCGCCACUUUCAACGCUGCACUUUUCUCAAUGGCACCAACUCUUCCCAAAACAACAACAUUCGAAGACGAAAACGACGUCGCUUUAAAAUACCUGAAUCCUCGAUCGAAAUCAACAAACGACAGACCAAAAAGCAUACUAAAACAAACUCAACCGCAAUUCGGAUCAUCACACUCUCAACAACAAAACAACAUAAAAUCGAAAACAAGAGUUUCAAUCAAUUUACCCGACAACGAGAUAUCGUUAUUGAGAAGUAGACAAUCGAGUUUCUCCGAACACGAAAGGGCGUCAACGAGUAGUAAUUGGGGAAGUGUUCGGAGUGGGAGGACGUUGGUGGAGGUGUUGAGAGAAGUGGAUGCAGAUGUAUUGGGAUUGCAAGAUGUGAAAGCGGAAGAAGAGAAUGGAAUGAAGCCAUUGUCGGAUUUAGCGGCGGCUUUGGGCAUGAAUUAUGUGUUUGCGGAAAGCUGGGCGCCGGAAUAUGGUAACGCGGUUUUGUCUAAAUGGCCUAUUAAGCGAUGGAAUGCUCACAAAAUCUUUGAUCAUACGGAUUUCAGGAAUGUUUUGAAGGCAACUAUAGAUGUACCUGAAGCAGGUGAACUAAACUUUUACUGCACUCACCUCGAUCAUCUCGACGAGAAUUGGCGGAUGAAGCAGAUAAACGCAAUAAUCCAAACAAAUGACGAGCCUCACAUCUUAGCUGGAGGACUUAAUUCACUCGACGAAUCCGAUUACUCGCAAGAAAGAUGGACAGAUAUUGUAAAGUACUAUGAAGAGAUGGGAAAGCCAACACCAAAGGUUGAAGUGAUGAAACAUCUCAAGAGUAAAGACUACACAGAUUCUAAAGAUUAUGCAGGGGAAUAUGAAUCAGUUGUAAUGAUUGCCAAAGGACAAAGUGUGCAAGGGACAUGCAAGUACGGAACUCGGGUAGAUUACAUAUUAUCAUCAUCGAAUUCGCCGUAUAAGUUUGUUCCUGGUUCCUAUUUAGUCCUUUCUUCCAAAGGGACAUCAGAUCAUCACAUAGUGAAAGUUGAUGUGAUGAUCAAGGUAAAUAACAAUUCUCAAGAAAACGUGACAAAGAAACCGCAACAACAUAGACAGAAAAUUGUAAGAAUAACACAUUCGACUCCGUCAAAAGGUAUUUGGAAAACACACGACGGAGAAGUAUACUGA
This is a messenger RNA of Lathyrus sativus (Indian pea), 1431 nucleotides long. Lineage: Eukaryota; Viridiplantae; Streptophyta; Magnoliopsida; Fabales; Fabaceae. The record is from the annotation of a GenBank genome assembly.